Loxodonta africana (African savanna elephant) is the source of this 2840-nucleotide messenger RNA. RefSeq names its product alkaline phosphatase, biomineralization associated (gene ALPL). Gene Ontology annotation, biological process: dephosphorylation. Gene Ontology annotation, cellular component: plasma membrane. Gene Ontology annotation, molecular function: alkaline phosphatase activity. The transcript is spliced from 13 exons. NCBI's taxonomy places the organism in Eukaryota, Metazoa, Chordata, Mammalia, Proboscidea, Elephantidae. The record is from RefSeq and is a predicted model, not a curated record. The coding region runs from base 501 to 2075 and encodes 524 amino acids.
GCUCCUUCCCAUGCCUCCCUGCUGCAAUCUCUCCUCCUGCCAGUGCCACCUCAGCUGGCUUCAGGCCUCUGCCCACAGAGCAGUUCGUGGCAUUAAGGCUAUCCUGGUGCCCUUGGAAGCCCAGAGAGACUUCGGCUCGAGACCCAGACCCUCAAGGCUUCUGAUUCUAGCUCUGCAAGUUGUGGACCAUCUGUGCCUCAUCGUGAUCACCUGUAAAAUGGGCUGAUGAUGUGAGCAUUGCAAGUGAGAGAAACUCACCUCAAACUAGCGGCUGCCUUACCAACUGACUAGGAAGUUAGGGGGUUGAACUGGCUCCAGUGUGAAUGGAUCUACAGCUGUGCUGUCAACAAGGCGGCUACUAGCCACGUGCGGCUAUUGAGCCCUUGAAGCGUGGCCAGUUCAAACUGAGAUGUGUUGAUUGGAACAUCAAUUAACAUCUGACCACUGCCAACCUACCAUAUCUCUGGGCUCCAGAGAGGAAGCAGAUCUUGGGGCACAUUAUGAUUUCAUCGUUCUUAGUACUGGCCAUUGGCGCCUGCCUUACCAACUCCUUAGUGCCAGAGAAAGAAAAAGACCCCAAUUACUGGCGAGUCCAGGCUCAGCAGACCCUGAAAAAUGCCCUUGAACUUCAGAAUCUCAACACCAACGUGGCUAAGAAUGUCAUCAUGUUCCUGGGAGAUGGGAUGGGCGUCUCCACGGUGACAGCCGCCCGCAUCCUCAAGGGUCAGCUCCACCACAAGCCCGGGGAGGAGACCAGGCUGGAGAUGGACAAGUUCCCCUUUGUGGCCCUUUCCAAGACAUACAACACCAACGCUCAGGUCCCGGACAGUGCGGGCACUGCCACAGCCUACUUGUGUGGGGUAAAGGCCAACGAGGGCACCGUGGGGGUGAGUGCAGCAACUGAGCGCUCCCAGUGUAACACCACUCAGGGAAAUGAGGUCACCUCCAUCUUGCGCUGGGCCAAGGAUGCUGGCAAGUCUGUGGGCAUUGUGACCACCACCAGAGUGAACCAUGCCACUCCCAGUGCUGCCUACGCCCACUCUGCUGACCGGGACUGGUACUCAGACAACGAGAUGCCCCCAGAGGCCCUGAGCCAGGGCUGCAAGGAUAUUGCCUACCAGCUCAUGCACAACAUCAAGGACAUUGAGGUGAUCAUGGGAGGUGGCCGGAAGUAUAUGUUCCCCAAGAACAGAACCGAUGUGGAGUACGAGAUGGACGAGAAGGCCAGGGGCACGAGGCUAGACGGCCUGAACCUCAUCGACGUCUGGAAGACCUUCAAACCGAGACACAAGCACUCCCACUAUGUCUGGAACCGCACAGAGCUCCUGACCCUCGACCCCCAUGCCGUGGACUACCUCUUGGGUCUUUUCGAGCCAGGGGACAUGCAGUACGAGCUGAACAGGAACAACGUGACUGACCCGUCACUGUCCGAGAUGGUGCAGGUGGCCAUCAGGAUCCUGAAGAAGAACCCCAAAGGCUUCUUCUUGCUGGUGGAAGGAGGCAGGAUUGACCAUGGGCACCAUGAGGGCAAAGCCAAGCAGGCCCUGCACGAGGCAGUAGAGAUGGACCAGGCCAUCGGCCAGGCGGGCACUAUGACCUCUCUGGAAGACACACUGACCGUGGUCACUGCUGACCACUCCCACGUCUUCACCUUCGGUGGCUAUACCCCCCGUGGCAACUCCAUUUUUGGUCUGGCCCCCAUGGUGAGCGACACGGACAAGAAGCCCUUCACUGCCAUCCUGUACGGCAACGGGCCUGGCUACAAGGUGGUGGGCGGUGAGCGAGAGAACGUCUCCAUGGUGGACUAUGCUCACGACAACUACCAGGCUCAGUCGGCUGUGCCCCUGCGCCAUGAGACGCACGGCGGGGAGGAUGUAGCAGUCUUCGCCAAGGGCCCCAUGGCACACCUGCUGCAUGGCGUGCACGAGCAGAACUACAUCCCCCACGUGAUGGCUUACGCAGCCUGCAUUGGUGCCAACCACAACCACUGUGCCCUGGACAACUCGGCGGGCAGCCCCUCUCCAGGCCCCCUGCUGCUCCUGCUGGCCCUGCUCCCUGUGAGCAUCCUGUUCUGAGGGCCCGAGGCCCAGGCAUACACCAGCCCAUGACAAAUGGCCAGCCUCUCCUCCCCACCCAGGGCUGCCCUCCUGCCCAGCAGCCCACACCUCAAGGGGCAGGGAGGCAGAGGCCUAUGCAGACUCCACAGCUGCCAGAAGGGGACCCAGGAAACCAAAGUCUGCCGCCUGCCUGGCUUCUCUCUGGAAUCCUCCACUGGGGCCAGACCAACUCCUGGCCCUGACCUCUGCUCCCUCCCCACUGCCCCUUUGGCCAACAGGGUAGUUUUCUCUUGGGCAGGCAGAAAGCACAGACUGAAGAAUUCUCAAAGCAUCUUAUUUUUCUAGCAAACUUACUUUCCCAGGCCUGGAGGCCCUGAACCCUCCAUGGAACAUUCCGGAUCCGAUGCACUCAUUCCCAUCUCCUUCUCCCUGGAAUCCACCAGGUCCCAUCAUGCUUAUGUCCCUGCCCCCAAGCCUAGCCCUGCUUCAGGGGAAACUAUGUCCCUCUCCUCAGGACGGAGUUUGCUCACUCAUUCAUUCCAAGGCCAUUUGGGGUUUGGUUCCCAGGAAGUCAUCUCCUGAGACUGGUCCCCAAGUCUGGGUGGCCCGGGCUGGGAAGAGCAGGCCUGGUAGAACAGACACUUCUCAGCACCCAGCAUGCAUGCCAGCUCCUCUCUGAAGUAACUCUCCUGUUUGGAAGGGCAAAAAAUUUUCUCUUUUUGGUGUUGGUUAAAACGGAACUCAAAACAUUUAAAUAAAACUUUCCAAAUAUUUCUGAAGACA